Oryzias melastigma (Indian medaka) is the source of this 913-nucleotide messenger RNA. It is a transcript of the gene trpt1, whose product is annotated as tRNA phosphotransferase 1. The record is from RefSeq and is a predicted model, not a curated record. The transcript is spliced from 7 exons. Gene Ontology annotation, biological process: tRNA splicing, via endonucleolytic cleavage and ligation. Gene Ontology annotation, molecular function: tRNA 2'-phosphotransferase activity. NCBI's taxonomy places the organism in Eukaryota, Metazoa, Chordata, Actinopteri, Beloniformes, Adrianichthyidae. The coding region runs from base 86 to 760 and encodes 224 amino acids.
GUAUCACAUUAUUUCAGAUUUCUCACAACUUCUACAUUUAGCUGCAGAAGGCCUUUCUGACAGAGCUGGGUUUGUUUUGAUUUUAAUGGACAGUGCCAGAGGAGCAAAGAGAGGAAGGGAAAAGAGACAGGGAAAGCAGGACAAAGAUGUCCAGCUAUCCAAAGCCAUGUCUUAUGCUCUGCGUCAUGGAGCGCAGCAGCUGGGUCUUCAAAUGGGCACAGAUGGCUUCCUGUUUGUGGAGGAUCUCUUGGCUCACCCGCAGUUUCAUUCGUACACAUUAGAAGACGUAGAAAGAGUUGUGGCUACAAAUGACAAGCAACGCUUUAAGCUCCGUUCCCAUCCAGAUAACGGCCGGCUGGAGAUCAGAGCAAACCAGGGACAUUCAAUACAGGUUUCUGAUCUUGAGUUGAUACCACUACUUGCUGGUUCUCCAGCCUGCCCAGUUGAAGCUGUUCACGGUACCUACCUCCGUAACUGGCCGUCCAUCCAGCAGCAUGGCCUGAGCCGAAUGAAUAGGACCCAUAUCCACCUGGCGCCAGGCUUGCCAGGAGAAGACGGCGUCAUCAGUGGCAUGAGGAAGAACUGUGAUCUUGCUGUGUUUAUUGAUGUCCCCAUGGCCCUUGCUGAUGGUAUUGAGUUCUUUCGGUCAGAGAACGGCGUGUUGCUUACUGCAGGCAAUACUGAGGGCAAACUCCUGCCUAAGUACUUCAUCCGGGCCCUCAGAUUGAGACCUACAAGGAGUGUCCUGCCACUUCAGUAGGAGAAAUGAGGAAACUUGGUGACAUUUUACCUCAUAAAAGUCACACUUUCUUUACAUUAUGGUUCUUACAUCCUGUUCAGAUGGUUUGAUCAGUCAUGUGAUAUUCAUAAAUCAAGCUAAAUGGAAGCAAACCAAUAAAGCUCUUCUGAAGUA